UGAAUACUUUCCGGAUGCACUGUAGCCUACCUACCAUCAGUUUCCAAGUCACUAUUGACCCUUGGCAUUUCAUAGAAAACGAAACGACGUGUCCAAUCUUUUCAUCAGCUUUCGUGGACGCAGAACAACCGCGAAUCAGGAUAUAAAGGUAAAAACCGGAAGCAUGGUGGCCAUUUAAAAUAUACCAUCUGCGGUGUAGGGGAAAUGUACGUAUCCCCUCCCCUUUUGCUUCUCAGGUGUUUUAUAGACGACUGCUGUUGAAAAGUAGCCUGAACCUGACGUCCAUAACGCCUGUUGGUAUCUGAGCCUACAGGCCAUGAACACAAAGCUGCAGGAGAAGCGUGAUGCUUCUCUGGCCUGGUUCUCCCAGUUCCAGCUUGGCUGUGUUUCCCAAAACGGAGUCAUUCCAGAGUGGUUCCACGGCAUCAUUUCCAGGAAGUCUGCAGAGGAGAUGUUACAGUCCAAACCUGCAGGCUACUUCCUGAUUCGCGUCGGCGAGAGCAGAAUAGGUUUCACCCUAUCAUAUCGGAGUGAGGAUUGCUGCCGUCACUUCAUGAUCAAUGUGCUAAAUAAUGGGCAGUACACUAUUGUAGGGGAGGACACCUGUCACCGGUCACUGCAGGACCUCGUAGCCUUUCACCGACGUGUUCCCAUCCUACCGUUCAAUAGCCUGCUGACUGUUGCCUGUGGCAAGGCCUCCAAAGACAAGACCGAUUAUGUGGAGUUGUUUUUUCCCCAAAGGAACGCUCCCACACCUGAUGCGUUCUCAAACGAAGUUCUCCACUCCAGCAAUACUGGUCAGCUUCAGCCGUCCCCUAGCACACCACGCAGCCCCCCACAGCUUCCUCCUAGGACGGUCUGUGGAGACGCAUCUCGGGGUGUAGCGAGCACUGCUGUUCCCAUCCAGUUUAACCCUCCAGGGCUGUACCCCGCUCAGGAUACUGAAGUAGCCAAACUCACCCUGCAGAGUCCAGUCACAGCAAACUGUGUUCCACCAGUUCCAAUGCCCAGAAAACUGCGCCCCACCAACAGUGUCCUGCUGGAGCAGGCCCCGGAGCUACCCUCCAGAACCUUCCUUCUGCACAGAACCGAGCAGACGGACAGCGGACCCCACCAGCUCUCGCCAUCGAGCCCGGCUUCUGGCGAAGUGCAUCCCGGCCUCGGCUGCAGGCCUCCUCCUGCCGAGCAACCCAGGAGCCGGGGCGUGAAAUCCGUUGUGGCCAACUUGAUGCAGUUUAAGAAGAAGUCGCUGAAGCAGGAGAGAGGCCCGGAGGAGCAUAUCUACACUGAGCCCGCAGAGCCAGAGCUUCCGUUCGCACCUUCGGACAGCCGGCUGGGGACGGAGCCUGCGUGUGAACCCCUGUACCAGGAGAUACUGGAGGAGAGAGGGUUCACUGAGCCCGACUCCGGCCGUGUACACAACGCCGGCGUCCCGGCCGUCUUAACAGACGGGAUACCGGUGGAGUACCUAAAGCCUCCUCCGUUUGCUCCGGGUUACUGACGCAUUUCACAGAAGCAGCUCACUGGACUUGGAGAAAGGGAUUCUGGGUCUGGGUCAGGAAACUAGUGCUGUGCUAUAGGGAACUUACUCAGGUCGAAUGGGAGGCUGACUAUGCACUGACGAGCAUUUCGGAUUAAAGUUUCACAUAACGCUUUGUAAUGUAUGAGAAUUAAAAUAAUUGCCUUCAUAAAUACAGACAGAGGGUGACCACCUGUAAUCAAGUUUUCAUUCAUUGGUGAAUAUAUCCAGGAAUAAGGGUUGAGCAAAGAUUAUUUUAAUUUAAUACCUAAAUAGUGGUUGCUAUUUUUAUUGUAACACACAAUACUUGAAAGGCACCACUGCAAUUUACAAGUUAUUCCUCCCUAGUUAUUUCCUCAGCUAAAAUAAGAUAUUAAGAUAAUAUUUAUUCCUUCAAGCUAUUUUUAUUACAGAAAUCAUUAUUACAGAAAAUUAACAGUACCAUAAUGAAUAUAUCUGUCCAUAUCAUGAAAGAGAGUUCCUAACUAAAUCUUUUCUCAAGACUGCAACAGACAUUUCUUAUCAUUAUAUGUAAUUAUGUUAUUUUUAGUGAAUAAAAAAAAAGUAAUCUCUGUGAUUAGCAUACACGUUUAAAACAUAUUUCUGUCCACAGUUUCAAUAUGUGAGCAAGACUAAAAAGUAUACUUGUUUUUUGUGUGUGAAAAUGUACUGAUUUUCAUACAAAACACCAUCUGCUGUUUAGCUCAUAUUACAUACAUCCUUUAAGCCACCGGUGCAGUUUUUCCUAGAUAUCGUGAAUGUGCUUACCAUUGCAUUUUUCUAUGUUUUCUACCCUUAAGCAACACUUUUGUUUAUAUUUGACAAUGUUUUUCCUUUCAUCACUGUGGGAUUGGCUGGCUUAUACUUCAUUACCUGUGGGGUUACAUUACAAACACCGUCUCAAUAGUCAUUAGCUUGAAUUACCUGUUUGACAGGAAAUAAAGAAACUCUGCCUGUAAAA
Conger conger (European conger) is the source of this 2480-nucleotide messenger RNA. It is a transcript of the gene hsh2d, whose product is annotated as hematopoietic SH2 domain containing. The record is from RefSeq and is a predicted model, not a curated record. Lineage: Eukaryota; Metazoa; Chordata; Actinopteri; Anguilliformes; Congridae. The transcript has 6 exons. The coding region runs from base 317 to 1501 and encodes 394 amino acids. Gene Ontology annotation, cellular component: cytoplasm.